This is a messenger RNA of Parasteatoda tepidariorum (common house spider), 12434 nucleotides long. It is a transcript of the gene Tmem131, whose product is annotated as Transmembrane protein 131. NCBI's taxonomy places the organism in Eukaryota, Metazoa, Arthropoda, Arachnida, Araneae, Theridiidae. Gene Ontology annotation, cellular component: membrane. The record is from RefSeq and is a predicted model, not a curated record.
AGGCAAAAAAAUCAGUUUCCAUGCCUCCGACCACUGUCCAAAGAGGAAAAAAAAGUUGCUGACGAAAACCCUUUCGGAAAAGAUGUUAAUAUUUCGUUUCAGUACACAUGAGUUGGCAUCAAUGGUUUGAUUUAUAAACUAGCAGAAGAGUAUGGCGCGUACGUGUGUAUCAUGUAAAUAUCAAACAGGAAAAAUGAGAAAUCAGAAAGUUUUAAGGAUUCUUUUACUCUAUAACGUAUUAGAAACUGUUUACAGAGUUGUACAGGCAGCAGAUAGCCGUACACAUGCUUUUGUGCAUGUGGAUGGUGAUUUGAGGUAUUUAAUGGAUGGUGUAUCAAUGGAGAUGCAGGAAUUUAUCAGAGAAGAAGAUACAUCUGCAAUAAGUUUUACAGACCUAAAUGAAGAAAAUUUAAAUGCUUACGCUAGCCCCAUUGCUUUUCAUCCUCCCAUGUUAAAUUUUCACAAUCAUCCUGUUGGCAUGCCUCAUAUGGAGCGUGUUAUUGUUCAAAAUUUAAGCCCUGAUACAAGUAUUCAUAUGCUAUCCAUAUCAGGAAAUACUUUACAUACUCAUUGUUCAUUUUUUCAAGAAAAGGUUAUUCCACCUGGAGGGAAUACUAGUUUUGAUGUAGUAUUACUGGCUCGAGAGGAAGGCAUAGUUGAAGAUACAUUAUUUAUUCAUACAUCAUUAGGCUCUUUUAAAUUUCAGGUGUCUGCUGUUGGAAUUCCAAACCCUUAUAGGCUGAGGCCGUUUGUUGGUGUUAAAAUGCCCUUAAAUAGCAGUUAUUCUUCAAUUAUUUACAUGCACAAUCCUCAUAGUUCAACAUUACAGCUGACAGAAAUGUACUCGAGUGGUGGAGAUCUACAUUUAGAAUUGCCUGAGGGAGAGAAUGAAGCUCCAAAGUCUCUUUGGGAAAUUCCACCAUAUGAAACAAAACCCAUUAUUAAAGCAAAUUUUAUUGCACGCACAGAGAAAAAUCACACAGCUUUUAUUCGAAUAAGGACAAACUGUUCUGGUCAAGAUUAUUUAUUAUUACCUGUUGAAGUUGAUGUGACUUCAUCUCCAGGUAUAUACUGUCCCAUUGAAGUUCUUGAUUUUGGAGUUCUAAGAAGUCAAGAUGAAGCUAAAACAUUAACUCUUUCAUUACUUAAUUCUGGACAAAAACAUGUUCAUAUCGUUAAUGUAAUUGCUACUCCAGUCAAUGAAGCUGUAGAUGUGAAAUUUGUUCCUGCUAAGAUACCACCAGAUACCGUAUUCAGUACUCAAAUAGCUACAAUCACAUUUAACCCUUCUAGAGCAUUGCAUACGAAGCAGUGUUGUGGAAAAAUUGUUAUUAAAUCGAAAAAUAAUCAAUAUAAAUUACAAAUACCUUAUCAAGUGAAAUUAUUGAAGGGAUCACUUGAUUAUAACAAAAACUGCACACGAUUUUAUGUGGGGCUACAAAAUAACAGCAGUUUUCGAGAUCGAGAAUUUAAUAUUACAAAUAGUUUUAAUGUUGUGAUUAUAGUGUAUGGUAUUUCACUGCCACAUGAAGCAGAAGAACAUUUUUCAGUAAAAUUUAUUGAACCAGUAAUUUUAAAACCUGCACAGUCAGCAACUGUUGCUUUUUUAUCUUUUAAGCCAUCAAUUUCAGAUUUACAUCUAAUAUCUUAUUUGAGACUUCAUACCAAUAUUUCUUAUUUUGACAUUCCUCUUCUGUGUUUCACUGGAAGAUUAAAAGUGUUCUUGCCACAUGCAAUUAAUGAAAGUUUCAUCGACUUUGGUACCCUUGGAAUGGGUGAUAAACGCACUGUUGUUUUUGCUGUGAUCAAUGAAAAUCCUGUUGAUGUAAAUUUAAAAUUUUGGGGCUCUAAUGCAAGUAAAACUUACGUUGAACUCGUUGGAGUGGACAAAGGUAAUGCCAGCACAUUAGCAUGGAGGCAAAAUUUUUCAUCAAUGGCUCGCAGUCUAAUUCUGAAACCUCAACAUUACGCAAUAUUUAGAAUUGGUAUUACCGCUCCUAAUCAUGAAGGUUUGUUUCAAGGUCAAGCAUUUGUUGAAACACAAUAUGAAAAAAUAAAUGUUCCUUUUAACUUAAGAACUGCAAAGGGUGCAUUGCGAGUUGAUGAAAUAUUUUUUGAAAAUUCCUUUCCAGGCAAAAUAUCUACUCAAAGUUUAUAUGUCCACAGUACCUUUUCACAUUCCAUGACUAUAACGGGUAUUACUACUGUGCCUGAUGAUUCUAGGUUUAUGUUUGAUCCUUUAAAACAUAGCUCUCCUGUACUACAUCCUAACUCCAGAACUUUGGUAGGGAAAAUGCAUUUUGAUCACAGAAAAUACUGUAAACAGAAGUGUUAUAGUGGCCUACCAACUACUACUUCAAUGGGACAUCAGUGGUUGUUAGGUAUGGCUUUACCUCCUGAUGUUGGUGAUAUGGAUCGAGACUUGUUUCGUACCCUUUGUAAACGAUGGCAUAGUUUAAUUGAUUUAGAAGAGCGAACGACUAAUAUAACUUUAAGAAUAGACACUACUGAAGUUAGAGGUUAUUUAUUAAAAGCUCAUGCAUCUUUACAAUGGCCCCGUUUGUUUAGCAGAUAUAGAUUGAAAUUUCCUAUCACACAAAUUGGUAACCGCACAGUCAAAGAUUUUACUCUUGAAAAUCCCUCUAGUUUGCCCAUCUUGGUACAAGUACUUCCUGUUUCUUUAUAUCCAAAUCCUACUAAUAUAAUUAAUGCAUUGAGAGAAAGAUACGGUGAUGAAUUGGGUUUUAGUAAUAUAGCUAAAGACACUGAUAUCUUUACUUUAGAAGAUUUAGAAGAAAAUAAUCCUCAUCCUGAUAAUCAUAUACCAGCAUAUAGAAAAAGUCUUGAAGAAUUUUUUGGUAUUCAGUCGCAUAAAAAAAGUAUUGCUAUGCUCCUUACGCCUGGUAUGAGAGUACGAAUUCAAGUUGGCUUCACACCUAAAGAUGAUACACUGAAAUCAUCCCUUAUAUUAAUCAGAAAUAAUUUAACAGUUAUGGAUGCUUUACUUGUUCAUGGUCAAGGUGGAUAUGGGCAAAUCAAAUUUGGCAAUAUAUCACCAGGCAGCGAUUCAGUUCUUAUGUUUGAGCUCAAUGAACGCCUCUUAAAAGACUGUGACAAUUCUAAUUCACCAAAAUAUGUUGCACCUAACUUCACUGUGAGAAGAGCCUUCACUGCUAGAAAUACUGGAGCAUUACCCAUCUAUAUCAAAGGAUUUGAUAUUAAUGGUAAACCAUGCCAAGGAUAUGGCUUUAGGAUCUUAAACUGUCAGGGUUUUGAAUUAAAGCCAAAUGCCAGUAAAAAAAUUGAUAUUGCAUACACUCCAGAUUUUUCUCUGACCCAUGUUGAAAGAACUCUGAAUAUCCGUACUAGUCAAGGUCCUGAUGGUCAAAUUUUACAAUAUACCCUUUUAGCUACUGUACCUAAGAAUCUUCUUAUAUAUUGCUCAAAAUCACUGCCUAGACCAUAUUGGGAACCUUAUGCUUACAUCAGCUUUAUUAUUCUUUCCUUGAUUAUGACUUUCUCUGUUGGUAUGUGUGGAUAUCUUGACAGCCAACGACUUUUGCACAGUACUUUCUUCCCUUUCAUUACAGUUGGUCUUCAUGCAGAAAAAAUUGAAAAAGAAAAUGUUUUUGAUUUAAAUGCUAUGUGCUCAUCUCCUAUAGAAAAUAACAGCUACAUCAAAAAUUGUUAUCAAACUGAUACAAAGAAAAAGAAAGAAAAUGGAAUAGAUCAUUUAACAAUCAUUGAAACAAAUUCUGUAUCAAAUUCCAUAAAAAGUUUUGGAACUCUCACAUCAAAAAGGAAAGAAUCAUUAAAUUCCAAAGAAUUUGAUGACCAUUUGAGUGAAAAUAGUAGACCUUCAAGGAAAAAAUCUUCUAAAUUAAGACAAUCUAUGGAAAAUUAUUGUUUAGAGCCGGAUCUCAUUGAAAUUAAAAAAUCUCAACCGAGAAAUAGCUGGACUAGGUUUCUAAAACCACCUUUUUCAUUUCAUUCAUGUUCAAAUAUUAAUAAUAAGCCUAGUGUUGCCACGCAAACAACCCCUGAUUCCUCAGAUGACCCUUUAAAAUCUUUGAAAGAAUUUGAUAUCAUGGGAGAUGAAAAUAUUAAUCUUUUUAUCAAUAUUGAAAAUAAUCCUCAUUGUAAAACAAAAAAUAAAAAUGAUAGCAAAUAUGGUGAAACCAGAAAUUCCAUUAAAAAAAUUAACGAUUCUUUACCUGAAGAAGAAACAUCAUCUACCACUACUGAGACUUCAACUGCAGAAUCAGAUAUUAGUGAAAAGGAUAAUCGUUUGCCAGAUGUUUGUGUUACUUCAAAACCACAGAAAACAAGAUAUUCUAAAAAUAAAUCCAAAGAACUAAACUCUCCUCACAUUUGCCAUAAUUUAUCAGUGGAAAAUAUAAAUGAUGAAGAUUUUGGUAUCAAUUCAAAAACUCGAAGCCAUAAGAAAAUAAAAGUUGAAUCUGGAAAAGUCUUCAAUAGUGAUGCUAUUCGACCAAACACUUUAGAACUGCCCUACAAAUUAAAAUCUGUGUCUGAAGAUGAAAAGAAAGUGAUAGAAAUGCCUUCCAAAGAUAGUUCUUCACUGUGUAUGAAAAAUUCAGAAAAUCAUGAUGCUGUAGUGGAAUGUUCACAAAAUUUGGCUCUACAACAAGGGUUUCAUAAUUAUCUGUGGUCUAAACCUUCAGAUGGCACAAAAUCUUCUCUGUCAUUUGAAUCAUUUACAAAAUUCCCUUCAACAUACUCGGCAGUUGUUAGUAAAGAUAUACUAAGUAAUGAUACAGAAAAGAACAGUAACCUAUGUGAAGUCAACAAAAAUUGUUUAGAAUCAUUAAAACUAAAUUCCUCCAGAUCUAAAUGUCAAAAUUAUCAAUCUGCAAUCAAAACUUCUAUUAAUCAGUCAUCUAUGGGUCAAAAUGCUUGGAAUAUUGAAAGUGGUGACAUUAGUUCAGAUUUACAAGACAAACUCUCUGGCUCAAAGUUAAGGUGUUGGAUGUUAAAAACCAAUGAAUUCUGCUCUUCGACUGAUAUUGCUCCAGAUCUUGAAAGAAAAGAAAAUGACUUAAUUCAUGGAUGCCAAAAUCUUUCAAGGCAAAAUGAUUCUUCUUCUUUAAAUAAACCAGUAUCUUGGAUUGGAAAGUCACAAAUAUCUUUACUGCAAGCUUUACAAACAGAACGUCAACUGAGACUUGAAGCAUAUGAUAAACAACCUGAAGUUUAUGAAGAUUGGCCAGGGUUUGAUUUAACACCUAUCAGGGAAAGUUUUUGGGAUACAAAUUAUAGUCCAAAUUCAGAUUCCUGGACAGAAAAAUCUGGCACUACUAAUUUAAAUUUAGACCUUAGUGGAGCUAUUAAUCCUCAUCCAAAUUUAUCACCAAACAAUAUAUGGGAACAUUCAAUUCCACCUACGACUUGGGAACCUGAAACAUCAUGGUCAUCUUCUUGUGACAACUGCGGUUUCGUUAGUAGUAAUGGACUGAGUGAUAAUGUUGUGAUGGCACCUGAAGAUAGUGGUAUUGAAAAAAAGGAAUCUGCUACAACUGAAUUCGACCCUUUCCAUACCCCAAGCCCUCUUUGGAUUUCGCCCCUUAAUGACAAACAAACUUUUUCAAGCACUUCAGGUGCAAAUACAUGGUCUUUCAGCUUGUUUUCUGAUCCUUCUCAAGUUUUAAUGACUGAAAAUGCUCAUGAUUCAAGAGAGGAAAUAAUUGAUGUAAAGACUGAAACUUCAACCAUUUGAUUUUAUUGAAAAAUUUAAAACUAAUUAAAAUUCAUUUCUGUCUAUUCUAAGUAUUUAAAUCUGUAAAUGUACUAAUUUCAUGUAUUUGCUGUAAAGUGUGGUUAAUACUUUCUUUGAGUGUUACUAAUAUAUACUUAAAAAAUUAAGUACAAACUAUUCAACUAAAUUUCAGAUGUUUUUGGUGAAAUUUUUUUUUCUAAUAAUAUAGUUAAUUUACGUGUCAUAACUUGUUUAGUUCCCUAGAUCCUUGUAAAUCUUAUAACACUAUUUAUAUAUCGUUAAUCCCGUAUGUAUUUGGAAAAACAUUGGAAACAUUUGGAAAAACAUUAGUUAAAAACAUUGUUAAUUGAGAAAUAGUUCAUAUUAAGCUAUAUUUUCUCUUAUAACUCUGAUGGUUAAGCACCACUGCAAAUUUGAACUCAAAACUCUCUUACUCUGCAACAAUUUCCAAAUAAAAAGCAUAAAAGAAGUGGCUUAAUGUGUAAGAAGGCAGUGCAUUCAACUUUUUUUUAAAAAAAGCUUGAACUACCACUCAAAAAGUUGAUUUUAUUUUGUAUUUGUUAUGACAUUUUUAAGUUUUAUUGAAAGUAUAAAACUCCUUUCAAGAUUUAGUGAUAUGUAUAUAACUUUUUUUUAUAAAAAAAUUAUUGUAUUGUCCGUAAGCAUGUUUCGACAUGAAGCAAUGACUACUGAAUUUGAAAUCUUGCAAGUCUAAUGUUUAUCAAAUAAAAAAAACUAAUCAAAUUUGAGCAAUAAAACUACAAUCUGAUCAAUUUAAACACACUAUUUGAUAUGUUGGUGAAUUUUUUUGAAAAUGAAGUACUAAUAAAACUGCAAUCUGAUCAAUUUAAAUACAUUAUUUGAUAUGUUGGUGAAUUUUUUUAAAAAUAAGAUACUUACAUUUUAAUGUAUUAUCUAACUUUUAGUGACAAUUUAAGUCAUUGUGUAUUCAUAACAUAGACAUAUACCUAUUAGUUUUAAAAUUGUUACAGAUUAGAAAUUACUAAAUUAUUUAUAUGUCUACAAAUUUAUUUACAACUUCGUUGAUUUUUUUUUUGUGGGUUAAUAUUAAUAUUUUUUAAAAAAACUUCUUAGAAAAAUUUCCUCACUUUUUCUUCAUUGCUCAAAUUUUACAUUAAAUAACAGAAAGAGAAAUCAUUUUAUAUUGUUAAAAGGUUGCUAAGGUUAGGAUGAAAUAUUUUCAGUUAAACACUCAUAAAAUCAAGCUAAGAAAAUUAUUUAAAAAUUGCUAUGCACCCAUAUUUUUAUUCACCUUCAUCCAUCAGAACAAUUUUGUACCAAGAUUAUUAUUUUGUAGUACAAUCAAGUUUCUAUUGAGCUUUUUAAGAUCAAUGUGAAACUGAACUCUUUUAAUAGCUGCCUCUUUCCUUAUUCAAAGUAAAGUAUUGUUAGCACUUUUUAUUGAUGCAAUAAUGUUCUCUACAAUGAAAAGCUACAAUUAAGUGAUUAAAUUCCCUGCAAUAUUUAAAACUUCCAAUUGUGUGUAUGUCCCAAUUGUAUUUUGUUUUAACUGUCAUUUUAAAUUGGCAUUAGUUACAAGUGUGUUAUUUGCAUCUUGCACAUUGUUUUUUUUAAAACAUUUGAAGAGUGAAAAUUAUUAGUGUUUGUUAAACUAUUAUUUUUUUCUUUGUGCUAAUUCUUUUACAGGUUUAUUUUCAUCACAAACUAUGUAUUUCUAUCUAAAUAUAUAUUAAGUUUAUUUAUAUUAUGGUAGACUACUCCUGAAUAUCCGGCUCUUAAUUCUGUGACAUGGUUACAGAAAAUCCUUCUGAGUUAUAUGCAAAAUCAUUUCACCAUUUGAAAAUCAAGAUCAUUUGAAAAGAACUUACGAAGUUGUAUAAUAAUACUUAAAGUAUUAAGGAUUUUCUAAAACUUAAGCUAUUUUGCCAACACUUCAGUCCUAUAAAUGUAAGCCUACUGAAGUAUUUAUCCUUAUAAAUUUAUGUUUUCUCCCCUUCUAUUGAAGCAAUAUAUUUAUAUCCCUAUUUUUUAGAGAAAUAAAAAGAGAAUUAAUUUUUGCUUUAAAUUUAAUUUCACAUCAAAUUUUCUUUUAAUAUGCAUUUUAAUCACUUUGUUUGUUACUUCAAAUAUUUAUUUUAAAAUUUACCGUUCAUAUUUCAAUUUCUUAUAAAACACAAAUACCACUACUAUAACUUUACUAUUUUCUUUUUUGAAGAUAAAAUUUUUUAGUGAUUAAUCAGAUGAUUGAGAACAUUUUGUUAAUUAAUUUAUGCAAUGCUGUUCACUUCUGCAAAUGAUAUCGUUAAAUUCUUAUUUUACACGGAAUGUUUUGUAAAUAAUUUUAAAUUUAUUUACAUAUUUUUGGAGUGAUUUUUUUUCAUGUGAGAGAAAAAAAUUUUCUUUUGGUGAUCAAAAAUCUAUUUUCUAAAUGUUUGAAAUGUUCAAGAUCUGUCAGACAGUUGGUUUGCUAUUGGUUGAUUUCAUAACUUAAGAGUUCAAAUUGAAUUCUUUACAGUUUAAAGUAUAUAAAUGUGUUUAUAUUCAGUAUCCUAUUUAUUUCUGUAAAAUCUUCCAAUACUUCUGCAGUUUUAUUAGACACAGUUUUCUAAUUAUAAAUGAAUCAAUUUAUAUAAUUUAUUUGUGAAAAUCAAAUUCUAAGUCAUAUAGAGUUUUUCUUUUAUUUUAACCUUUGGGUGUUGUUUUUCAAUGUCUGUCUGUGUCUAACAUUGCAUUUGUCUGUUUUUUUUUGUUUGUGUUUCAUACUUACUGUUAUUUUAUUUUUGUAAAAUACAACUGAAUUAUCAGGUUAAAUCUUAUUUUUUCAAAUGUGUGUUUUUUAGAUGCUUGCAACUCAAAUAUAAUUUUGGCUUUAUUAAAAUUUUGAGUUAAGUAUUUUGCUUAUGAUAUCCAUUCUGUAUUCAUGCGUAUUGUAUUGUUUUAAUUUUAAAGAAACUUUAAAAGCCUUUUAACAUUUAGCACCUGGGCAAUGCUGUAGGAUUUUUUUUAUUGUUGUGCACCAUUUCUCCAUUGAGUAACAAAAGAAUAAACCACUGAAACGUUAAGUAAAAUGGUUGAAAAUUUUAGGUUACACACUUAUCAGGUUGAAGUAUACUUGAAUUGCAAGUAUUCACUGUGAAAGAGUUAUUUUAAUUUAUACAUCAUUUCAAUUUAUUUUGUAAUUGUCAAAAUGUGCAAAUGUAAAUAAAAUAUAUUUUUCAUAAGUAUUCAUGGUAAAAAUAAGAAAGUCCCAGUUUGAACCCUGCAUGAUGAAAUAUAUUCUGUAUAUAAUGCUCAUGCUUUAAAAAGCUGGUUUAUCCCAUAUUUAUGAAAAAUAAUUAUUAACAAACUGUCAGUGAACAUUAAAUAGACAUUACUGUGAUAUUUUUAUUUCAAUGAAAGUAUUUAGCAAUAACAAAAGUCAACUUAAUUUUUAACCCCUUUAAGCAUAUCAUUAUUUACCUCAUUACUGUGCAACUGAUAUUAUAACUUGAUAAAUGUUCUAAUAUUAAAAGCAUUAUAUUUUCUUUUAUUAACCUUUUGCUUAUGGCACUUAGCAUGAUAACACCUGUUAUUUUGUUCCAUCUGUUGUACUAGCUGUUACAAAGGGUUAAGAUGUAUGUUCACUGUAUAAUAAUUCUGCACAUUCACUCAAUGUGAAUCUGUUGUUUUGCUGCAAGAUGCUCAUAUAAAUGCCCAUUUUUUUGGGACCUGUUAAUUUUUAUUAUAUUUCUUCGUAUUAUAUUUUGUACAAACUAAUAUAAUAGUUUAAUUUGUAAAUUUCCUGAAAGCAUUUUCUGUUAGUUACUGUAAAGUUAAGAAUAUGUGUAUUAAAAAUAUAUAAUUUUAAGUAUUUAUAUGACUUAUGUUCCAAAAGUGCCAAUUUUUGCUAUGCUCAUUCUUUAUAGUUAAUUGAGGCAAAUCAAUAUAGAUAUAGGUAUGAAAGGAUAUACCACAGGAUUUAACAUUAGUGGAUUUGGUUUAUGUUAUUAAUGUAUCUGAUAUUUUAAAUUAAUAACUACUCUUAACACUGUUUUAUUCCAUAAAGAAAUACCACUACUGUACAAAUCAUUAUAUGAAAUUUUUACACAAUUUAAAAGAGUUGGAAAGCUUGAAAAAGGUCAUGGAUAGUUUCUCUGUUUAAUUUAGUUGAACAACGGGUACACCACUUAUCUUUUAAAAAAUUACUUGCAUUCGCAAGUAAUUUUGGUUUGUGAUGCAUAUUAGGAAAAAUAUUGCAGUUUAUAAUUUUGCACUGAUUUUUUUUCUGCCUAUAUUAGUGAAUCUGCUUAUUUGAAUAUCUUAAACAUUAAUUUUUUUUCAAUCAACUUAUUAUAAAUUAUUUAUAAAUUUUACUAAAAUGUUUCUGUUAUGUCUAUUUCUAAAUCUUAUUUAUUUUUAUAUUCUUUUUCUGAAUCUUUAAGUUAAUCCAAGUGUUAGGCAUACUUGUAUUGAAAAGUUGUGUUAAAAGUAUCACUAAUUGUCUACAUUAUAUUUAAAGCAAGAUUUAAUAAAAUGCUAAUAAAUCAUAGACCUCUGAUUUUCCAAUUGAAACAAAAAGCAAUUUUAGCUCUUUUUAAAUAUUAUAAAAGAAAUAAAGUUGAGAUACUACAUAUGUAUUGAUCAAGUAUAGAAAGUUAAAAAAAAAGUUAAAUAUUUAAUGAAACAAAAUAUUUAUUUUUCAAAAAAUUCAAAUAUUAAAAUAAAAUUUGUAUUUUACAGAAGUGAGACAUAAUUUUACAUAAAGAUCUCUAUAUUUCUGAAAAUUCUAAAUCUAGCGUUGUCAUUUCAGAAAUACUACUGCAUAAUGGAUAUAACAAAAAUUAUUUAUUAAAACCCUUGCUAAAAUUUUAUAUAAUACAAAGUAACAAUUUUGGUUGAUAUUACAAGAGACCUAUGUUCUACAAAAUUAAAUCUCUCCAAUUCACUGGGAGUUAAACAUUAUUUUUUGGUGUAUUUCUAUAAAAUACUGUAGGUACUAUAAUUUAAAGUGAUAAAACAAUCAUGAUCAGUACAUGUUAUAAAUUUGUCGUUAGUCUUAAUAUUUUUUUCUCCAUAUUUAUUGCUUCUAGCUAAUAUUUACAAACAAUUAUGUAUAAUGAAACAUUUAUAUGGAAAUUAAAUUUUUUGAAAAAUAAAAUAGGAAAAUACUUUUUUAUUUAGUCUUAUUAUCAUUAUUUUAACUAAUGUUAAUAUUUAUUUCUUCAGCUUUUGAUUUAAUUUUGAGAUUGUAAAAUGAAAUAAUUUCAAAUGCUUAAUAAAUAAAUUUCCUUAGUUUCAUUUUGAUAAUUUAUGCUAGUCUUUAUUUAUUGUAUUUAUUACAUAGCUUAAUUUUUCUGUAAAUUAUUCAAUAUUUAUGAUAAAUAAACUUACUUUUGGGACCUGAAAAAGAUAUUGAGUGUAUUUUGUAAUGCUUUAUCUGUUUGAUUGAUAAAUAAAAGAUAGGGUUGCAAGUUUGUCGCGGGCACGAAUUCCUGAGAAUUAACGUUUUUUUUAAGCCUGCAAAUAUUUUGAUUUACCAAAAAUUUUCUAAAAUGUGAGAUAUUUCGGUUUUUUAAUAUUACAGUUUAGCAUCAAUUAGCUCUUUACUGUUGGUUCAAUAUUGAUAAUGUAUAAGGUCUUUCUACUACAACAUUUCUGUUAUGCCACAAGCCUGGCAUGCAACAUCUUGACACGAAUUCCUGAUCACAAACAAAGUGGUUUCCUUCUUGCUUGUUAUAUGCUUUUAUUAUUUGUACCAUAUCCAUGUCUUUCAAUGCAUAACACCAAAACUUUUCUACAGCUGAAUUUAAGAAAUUUUUUUCCAAAUUUAGCUUGAAUUUUCUGCAAUUUUUUGGUAGUACUUAUUCCCCCGCUACAAGCUUGCAAUGUUAAUAAUAGAUGUUUUUAUUUUUUUUAAUAUGUUUAUUUUUUCAGAAUAAGAGUGAGAAUUUGAAGUAUAAUUUAUGUAUUUAUUCCUAAAAUAAUUAUUUCCAUGUAAAUUAAAAUGCUAAACAUUUUUGUGCGAGUUAUAUUUAGAUUCAUUGAAUAUGUUUUUGUUACAAUAAUUUUGUUUUUUUUUUCUGUAAUUUUUUUUUUAGAUUCAACGAAUAUAUGAAUGUGUGUCUUGAAAGUUUCAAAUAUAAAUGUCAUGUUUCAAUGUCUUAUACUCAUUUUCCCAUGCAGCUAUGAUCGUAUAAUUUGCGAAAUUUUUUUCAAGAAUGGCGACUGAACUAAGUUUCUUUUUACCAUUCUUAACUUUUUGCAAUUUAUGUUUUGUUUAUGGAGUUAAUAAAUUAUGCAGUGAAAGAUAUGUAAAUCUACCAACUCGUGAGUUAACAGAAAUAGUAUCAUUCUGUUAAAAUGUUAUCUCUUUGAAAUGAUCGUACAAAAGAAUUUCAUAGAUAUAUUAUAUAAAAAUUUAAGCUAGGUAUGAAACUAUAUACGGCUACUUUAACUGUCUUAUACACAUAUUAAAAUGUGUAGAUCUAAUUGAUAAUAAAAAUAACAUUCUUGUGCUUGUUCAGGUGGAAACAUAAAUAAUGCACUAAAUUUACGUAAAUUAAACCUUUAUUGCUGCUGGGUUAUCUAUGUUGUUGUACAAUUUUUUUUAGUCUUUGUCAAAAGAAAACCACACUACAGCAAGUGUAUUAAAACUUAUACUGAAUGCUAAUAAUUACAUUUAAUGCUAAUAAUUCAAAUUAGAAAUUUAAUAAAAUUGUUUAUUUUUUCUCAGUUA